Molecule: messenger RNA, 1416 nt
Organism: Vicia faba (fava bean)
Lineage: Eukaryota; Viridiplantae; Streptophyta; Magnoliopsida; Fabales; Fabaceae
Source: the annotation of a GenBank genome assembly
AUGGGUUCUGCCAACAUUGCGGAACUGGAGCAGGGCUUUCUUCAGGAUGAAAGGAACAAACAAUACACAGGAGAUGGUUCGGUUGAUUUUAGAGGAAAGCCUGCUAUUAAGCAUAACACUGGCAAUUGGAGAGCUUGUCCAUUUAUUCUAGCCAAUGAAUGUUGUGAACGUUUGGCUUUCUUUGGCAUUGCGACAAACCUCGUUACCUAUCUGACAACCAAACUACACGAAGGAAAUGCCUCUGCUGCGAGAAAUGUCAGCAUCUGGCAAGGAACUUGUUAUCUUACACCUCUUAUUGGAGCUGUUCUGGCUGAUGGUUACUGGGGACGAUAUUGGACAAUUGCUGUUUUCUCUAUGAUUUAUUUCCUUGGGAUAUGUAUCUUGACAGUUUCUGCAUCUGUUCCAUCAUUGAAGCCAGCUGAUUGUUUGGGUUCUAUCAGUUUGAUGACACUGAUUCCAAGGAAAGAGCCAAGAAGGCUUCCUUUUUCAACUGGAACCUCUCUAUACAGAUUUCAGAAGCCAAUGGGUAGCCCUAUUACAAGAGUGUGUCAGGUAGUAUUGGCAUCUGUCCGGAAGCAGAAUUUGGUUGUUCCCGAGGAUAGUAGUCUCCUGUAUGAGAUUCCGGACAAGAUAUCCGGAGUUGAAAGAAGUCACAAACUGAUGCAUCAUGAUGAUCUGAGGUAUUUUGAUAGAGCAGCUGUAGUGUCUGACUCAGAGAACAGAAGCGGUGAGUAUUCUAAUCCAUGGAGGCUUUGCACCGUGACACAGGUGGAAGAAUUGAAAAUCUUGAUUCGCGUGUUUCCAAUUUGGGCUACUGGCAUAGUUUUUUCUGCUGUCUAUGCCCAGAUGUCAACGUUGUUUGUAGAGCAAGGAACUAUGAUGGACACAAAUAUUGGUUCCUUCAAAUUAUCCCCAGCUUCCCUCUCAAUCUUUGAUAUGGUAAGUGUUGUUUUGUGGGUCCCUGUCUACGACAGAAUACUUGUGCCUAUCGCAAGGAAAUGUACAGGCAAGAAAAGGGGCCUUUCUGUGUUUCAAAGAAUAGGAAUUGGCCAUUUUAUUUCAGGGCUGUGCAUGUUAUCAGCUGCUAUUGUGGAGAUUAAGCGCCUGCAGCUUGCAAGAAAGCUCGACCUUGUUGAUAAACCUGUUGCCGUACCCCUUAGUGUAUUAUGGCAAACACCUCAAUAUUUCUUAUUAGGCGCAUCAGAGGUAUUCACUUUCAUUGGGCAAUUUGAGUUCUUCUACAACGAAUCACCAGAUGCUAUGCGGACUUUAUGUGGAAGGCUUGGAUGGAUUCCAGAUAACUUGAACAACGGACAUCUUGAUUAUUUUUUUCUCCUUUUAUCUGGACUUGGCUUAUUAAACUUGAUGGUAUUUAUAAUUGCUGCCAAAAUGUACAAGCAGAAGAAGGUUUCUUGA